Pseudoliparis swirei is the source of this 1231-nucleotide messenger RNA. RefSeq names its product mitochondrial ribosomal protein L3 (gene mrpl3). Gene Ontology annotation, cellular component: mitochondrial large ribosomal subunit; ribosome. The record is from RefSeq and is a predicted model, not a curated record. NCBI's taxonomy places the organism in Eukaryota, Metazoa, Chordata, Actinopteri, Perciformes, Liparidae. Gene Ontology annotation, molecular function: structural constituent of ribosome. The transcript has 10 exons. Gene Ontology annotation, biological process: translation. Bases 106 to 1131 code for a protein of 341 amino acids.
AGGACGAAAGCGCAGGCAUGGUUGAGCGGAUGUUGUAAGAGGUCAUGCCUCUCUAGUUUGUGUGCAGUUUUUUCUCACAUAUAAGUGUACACAUCAAAGAGCACAAUGGCGUCGUGGAGCUGUCGGUUUCUUCUUCAGCGGGGAAGUCGAGUCCUUUCUCUCCGGGCAGCAGCUGAAAGUCCUGCCCAUGUCGUGAGUUGCACUAGGACAGUAAACACCACAACGUGGUUUGAUGAACAUCUCACAGAGGACAACCAGGAGUACAUGAGAAAGAGCAUGGCUCAGGAAUACAGGAGACAAACCGCUGAUAAGCUCAACCCACUCAAAGAUGAACCCUGGCAGCGUCAUGAUUGGACAAAUGGUAGUCGACGAGUGGGUCUAGUAGCCGUGAAGUUGGGGAUGGCUCCAAUCUGGACAAAAGCAGGCGAAAGACAUGUCGUCACCAUGUUACAGGUGCAGGACUGCCAUGUAAUAAGACACCUCUCCAAGGAGGAAUUUAAUGGACACACCGCGGCCCUCGUUGUAGGAGGGAAAAACGUAUCACCAUUCCAUCGGUCGGAAGAGCAAAUGGAGAUGUUCAGGAAUGCGGGCGUGCCUCCGAAACAUAAGGUCACCACCUUCAAAGUCUCGGACAACGCUGUCAUCAAGCCAGGCACUCCUCUUUAUGCGGCACAUUUCCGUCCUGGCCAAUAUGUGGACGUCACAGCCAAAUCCAUUGGGAAGGGUUUUCAAGGCGUGAUGAAGCGAUAUGGGUUCAAAGGUCAGCCAGCCACCCACGGACAAACCAAAACUCAUCGAAGGCCAGGAGCUUCUGGCCCUGGAGGGGAUCCAGCCAAAGUCUUCAAAGGCAAAAAGAUGCCUGGCAUGAUGGGCAACAUCUUUGUCACAGCUUAUGGACUGAAGAUAUGGAGGGUCAAUACCAAGUAUAAUGUGCUGUAUGUUCACGGCUCUGUCCCCGGCCACAGGAACUGCACUUUGAAGAUCAAAGAUACUUCCCUGCCAACCAGGAGCUCCAGCCUGCUCAGCCCUCCUUUCCCUACUUAUUUCACAGAAGAGGAAGGCGAUCUGGAUGAAGACCUGUACGACGAUAACUUGUUUGUUCACACAGACCCAUCAUUAACACUGACCUGAUCGCCCCCCCCACACACACACACACUCGCACACACAUCUUGUUUUCAUCUAAAACCACACACCAUGUCUGGAUCUUGUAAUAAAGAGUAAUUGCUUUGAA